AUGGGCAAGCCGGCGAUGAGCGGGGUCAAAAAGAAUAAGAAGAAGGGGUUCAAGCCGUCCCGCGGCAAGACCCCGGGCGGCCGCGUGUACGAGGUGGCGCAGGAGAUCCUCAACGCCCCGGAGGGUGGCGUGGCGGCGGUCAUCGCCGCCGCGCUGAACGACAAGGAGGCGCCCAUACGGCGGGACCCUCGCGCGUUCACUAUGUUCUCCACGAGGUGCCGGAAGAAGGGCGACUGGAGCAAGUGCGUGGAGAUAUUCGACGCCAUGCGGGACCAGGGCGUGGAGACCAACACCAUCGUGUACAACGCCACGAUGAGCGCGUGCUCCAAGGGAGGAGACUGGGAGCGAGCGCUGGAGCUCUUUGAGACCAUGCCCCGGGAGGGUCACGACAGGUCCACCAUCACCUAUAACGUGGCAAUGAGCGCGUGCAUGCGAGGCGGGGACUGGGAGCGCGCCCUCGAGCUCUUCGACCAGAUGGCCGAGGAGGGGCUCGAGAGGGACCACGUCAGCAUCAACACUGCGAUGGCGGCAGCGGAGGCUGGGGGGCAGACGGAGCGACUCAAGGAGCUGACGAGCGGCGCGGGGGCGACGGGGGCUCCCGGGGGCGACAUAGGCGGGCAAAACGAUGACGACGAUGACGAAGACGAAGACAUCGAUCAGGAUGACGAUGACGUCGACGGGCGUGUGGACGGCGGGGGCGCCGCCACAGCAAACGGUUCGUCAAACGCUGUCACAAAGGAGAAAGACGCGGACAACAGAGAUGACGAUCGCAGCGACGGCGAAGAAGGCGAAAAAGAUCCCGAUAUCGAGGAAGAUCCCGUCGUGAGGGAGAGGCGUCUGAAGGCUGAGAGGCGCGAUGCGCGGAAAAGGAAGUUUGAGGAGAAGCGUCGGGCCCGGAAGGCUGCCAAGCUGGCCAGGGGUUGGGUCACCGACAACGGAGAAGUGCCUGAAGAUGGUCCGGGGGCGGGGCGAAAGAAGCCGGCGGCGGCGGGUCCCAUCGUCCCUACCGAAACAGCCAAGAAACGCAAGGAGUGGGGAUCGAAUCCCUUGAAGUGGGUGGACGAGGACGAGGGGUUAAAGAAGAAGGGAGGAGGCGACGACGACAGCGAGUCGGACGACGUUGGCGACGGCUUGCCGCCGAUAACGGGUCCAUCCCUGCUGGACGCCCCGGACGAGGAGGCGGGGACCCUGCUCAACGACCGUGACGAUACCGAUGAUUUCUGGGCCACCGGGUUCUGA
Molecule: messenger RNA, 1239 nt
Organism: Micromonas commoda
Lineage: Eukaryota; Viridiplantae; Chlorophyta; Mamiellophyceae; Mamiellales; Mamiellaceae
Exons: 1
Coding region: 1-1239 (412 amino acids)
Molecular function (GO): protein binding
Source: RefSeq, a predicted model, not a curated record